Molecule: messenger RNA, 2383 nt
Organism: Porites evermanni
Lineage: Eukaryota; Metazoa; Cnidaria; Anthozoa; Scleractinia; Poritidae
Source: the annotation of a GenBank genome assembly
AUGGAUUGUGCUCAGUUGAAAUCUAUCGUUUCCCUUGUGGAUUCUCUUGUACGUAAUACUCAUGUCAGAAGGUCACGUGUGCUGUCAUCAAAUCAAGUUCCUGUUGGUGAACCAUCCUUGGCUCCAGUCUCCAGCAAGUCCCUAACGGACUUCUCAAUCUGCAGUAUCCUGGGUCUAGAACCUGAAAUCACCCAAUCUCCCUCAAGUUCCAGUAAGUUAAGAGUUCCAUUCUUAGAUACUCGAGCCCUUAAUUAGUCGAGAACAUCAUUUGGCAAUUGUAUCAAUACAUUUCCCUUUCGAUAUAAAAUUUUAUCCCGUUGCCUUUCUACUAUUUUAAUCCAUUUCGGAAACAGAAAAAGAGAAAUAUUCAGCUUUGAAACAGGAGAUUUCUGCUGGUUAAAGCUAGCUAGAUAAUACUAUAAUGAAACAAAUUUAAAAUAUCUAUCCAAACCGAAAAUUGUCCUUAGGAAGAGACAUAAAAACAUGUGUCUAUGUUAAUGUUGAAUAUGUGUCUCACACGGCAUUUAAGUAGAUUAAGAGGAAAUAAUACGCGACAUGCGAAAACUUUAAAGUCUAUUCUUCUUUAAUUUACAGAAAACAACAGUGCUACCAGUCCGCCAUUAUCGCCUUACUCCGACUGCGGAAGUCCGCGUCCCAGCCACAGGGCAACCAGUCCACCGUUAACUCCUUACUCUGACAUCACAAGUUCCAGCAGCGAUUUUGACAGUGAGCCCGAUCAAGCUGCGACUCAAACCGAACAUUCAACGAGGAAAAAGCGACAGCGCACGACUUUCUCAACGAUCGAAGUUUGGGAGCUGGAACGAGCAUUCAGACGGCGGCCAUAUUUGCUAAAAGAAGACGAGGAGGAACUGGUACAAAGACUCGGAAUCACGGCUAAAAGUCUGAAGGUGAAUUUCUAUCUUUCACGUUUCCUAUCUUGUACCGUAAAUUUCAAGACACAAAGAACAUUUGUAAUCUAAAAUGAAAUGCAAACUCAGCUCGAUUUUGUUCUUGACUAAGACCCUGUUUACAUGGAGUGGGGGACCCGGUCUAGUGGGGUAAGUUUCUUUUGUUUUGUGUCCCCCAGAGCGUGAAAACAAAAGAAACCAACCCCACUAGACCGGGGUCCCCCACUCCAUGUAAANCCAGUCCGCCAUUAUCGCCUUACUCCGACUGCGGAAGUCCGCGUCCCAGCCACAGGGCAACCAGUCCACCGUUAACUCCUUACUCUGACAUCACAAGUUCCAGCAGCGAUUUUGACAGUGAGCCCGAUCAAGCUGCGACUCAAACCGAACAUUCAACGAGGAAAAAGCGACAGCGCACGACUUUCUCAACGAUCGAAGUUUGGGAGCUGGAACGAGCAUUCAGACGGCGGCCAUAUUUGCUAAAAGAAGACGAGGAGGAACUGGUACAAAGACUCGGAAUCACGGCUAAAAGUCUGAAGGUGAAUUUCUAUCUUUCACGUUUCCUAUCUUGUACCGUAAAUUUCAAGACACAAAGAACAUUUGUAAUCUAAAAUGAAAUGCAAACUCAGCUCGAUUUUGUUCUUGACUAAGACCCUGUUUACAUGGAGUGGGGGACCCGGUCUAGUGGGGUAAGUUUCUUUUGUUUUGUGUCCCCCAGAGCGUGAAAACAAAAGAAACCAACCCCACUAGACCGGGGUCCCCCACUCCAUGUAAACAGGCCCUAAAUCACUUUCAGUUUUGCCGGGAAGUAAGAUAUGUUUAUCGAUUCAAAGCUUGGCAAUUGCAAUGUGAUUUUUCACUCCAGUCAGAAAAUGUUUUGAAUACAAGUACGUAUGUUUUUGUCGGACAGUAGUUGCAUGUAAUCUUGCAAAGUUUUGUUUCAUGUCAGUCAUCGUUCUUUUCUAAACCAUUCAUGUUUUUUAGCAAUUUUGAUUGAAAUUCUUAAUUAAUUGAACACUUCAUAAGGCAAUUUGAACGCUAUUUUGCUGUCAGAAAAUGUUUUGGAAUUACAUACAAGUCAUCAUCGGUUUUGUGUGUUGUGUAGAUUUUCCCUGUUAUUGCCCUAAUUGAGUUAAUAAGUCAGAUUUUUGUUUUCUUUCUUGCAGUAUUGGUUUCAAAACCGACGAGCCAAAUCAAGGAAACUGGAGAGAAAGAUUUCAUCUGUCUGUCAGACAGGCCCGUCAAACCAGUUUGUAAGCCGACCCUAUUCAGUUCAUUGGAAACAAGGCGAGCGAGUGUCCUGUCCAGCGAUGGAAAGCUACUUUAGAGAUAUAAACCAGAGAACAGUUGUCAGUCGUCAACUCUCAGUCAAGUCAAACCUUGUACCGAAGUUCCACCCUGACCGGUUCACCAUCAGACCUGUUGAGCCCGCAAGACUACCGUACAGCCGUGCCCUCUGCAGAUAUCAACCAUACUAA